Molecule: messenger RNA, 1805 nt
Organism: Pseudo-nitzschia multistriata
Lineage: Eukaryota; Bacillariophyta; Bacillariophyceae; Bacillariales; Bacillariaceae
Source: the annotation of a GenBank genome assembly
GAGGAAGUUCCAGCUGCAGCUUGGAAUACAGUAAGAUGACCAAGCAAGAGGAACUUGAAAAGGAAUAUCGCGGUGCUGAUGCAGGCACGGUAGGAAGAGGCCGAAGUGGAUUUUCCCAGUCUCAGAAGUCUGUAUCUCCCAAGAGACAAAACAACAACUCGAGAUCUCCGAGGAGACAAAACAACAAAUCCAGGUCUCCGAUGAGACACAGCAAUGGUAGGAAGCAAAAUGGCAAAUCUAGGUCUCCAAUGAGACACAACAAAUCAAGAUCCCCGGUUCGUGGGCAAUGUUACAACAGCAAAGCGAAGAAGAAUCCAGCCGCGAUGACCGUCAUUGUAAAUCGUUGCGAUUUGUGGGACUCGGCCGCUCAUUUUCAACCUGAUGAAUGCUAUCACCCACAAACCCAGCAAUCUCACGCCCGUGUCGUACCAUAUAGCUUUGUCCCUGGUGAAAAAACCGGACCUUGUUUUGUAAACGGUUUCUCGCCUCCUCCCGGUAUGGGCCUCGAGAAACAAGACGAACCAAAACCGAUGUCGGUGGCGACGGUACGAGUGCCGCACCACGUCGAAUCCAUUCAAUUUCCCAUUCAAGCCGGAGGAAAAUUGCAUUGCGAUGUGAUUGAUACCAGUACUCCGAAUCCGCACGACCCAAACAUUGUACAUGACAAGUACUGGGCUCAACGCCGGUAAGUAGAAAGCAACAAUUGCUUUAUUGGUGAAGCUUGUGGCGUUCCAGAUAGUUUCCUUACUAUUGGUUUUGUUGUCGAACUAUGUGUUUUUUUGUAUGCUUUCUCCAACGAUGUACAACAGACGACUCUUUUCGCGAUUCGAUUUUGGCAUUCAGCUUGAUGCAGAAGGCUGGUAUUCGGUCACUCCAGAAAUCAUCGCCGAUCACGUGGCAGAAAGGGUUUCCAAUCUUGUCAAUAGUUCCCCUGCUUUUCGGGAGCGAGAAAGUCCCGGGAAGGGCGUUGUUAUUCUUGAUGGUUUUUGCGGGUGUGGAGGAAAUUCUAUUGCCUUCGGGAAAAUUCCAUCCCAUAUUGUUUCUAAAGUAGUCUGUGUGGAUACAGAUUAUUCGAAACUGCUCAAGGCUGCCCAUAACGCUUCUCUGUACGGCAUUCCCAAGGAUAAGCUUAUCUUUGUUCACUGCAACUCGAUAUUUAUCUUAAAAUACUGCUACAAGGAUGGAGAAUUCAUUCUCGACCGACCCCAAUCCAACAUGCCGCAAUACAUGCCGCCACCCGUUCAGGGAAGACUUUUUGCUGGAUAUCCCAUCGGUGGAUUGGAUAUGCUCCCCCGGCACAUCGAUCUCGCAUUUUUUGAUCCGCCUUGGGGUGGCAUCGACUAUGAAAUUCUUGGCAAAAACGGAUACGAUCUCGAGCGAAACAUGAAGAUCCAAGUGAAUUGGUGCGACGAAGAGAAGAACGAAGAACCCGAGGAGGAGGACUGUGGUGUUUCUGAUGAUUUUUUCGACACAUUUGCCGCACCGAAGCACAACCAAGGUUCGAAGAGGUCGAGAAAGAAGAAUUUCAAUAAGAAAACCGAGGGAGAAUUUGUAAAUGGCAAGGAGUUGAUCAAGUUGGCCGCAGAAGCGGUGCGCUCACGUGUGGUCAUGCUGGAUCUGCCCAGGAACACGAGCAAAAACUCUCUCGGAUCGUGUGCACUAGCAUCGGGCUAUCGCGGAAACUUGAAAUUGGAGGAACAUUAUCUGAACGGUCGUCUGAAAACAGUGACAGCCUACCUGGGCAGCGACUACAGUUCGUUGAUCAAUGGGAACUCUGCAGUUUAGUGACGUUAUUAUCCGAACAG